AUUGGUUAUAUUCACAACAUUAUUGCAUAUUAAUGAAAAUGCUAGAUAUCAUAUUUUGUUCUCCCAGGCCUAAAGCAUCUCUCUGUUCAAACUGUAUAACCCUUUCUAAAAGAAAUCUUUACAUUCAUGUUUCAGAGACUUCAGCUAGCAAAAAACCCUAAGACAUUAAGUCAAAAUCAAAAUUGAAUACUCUGGUGCUUCAUCCAGCAGAUUCAAGAGGAGGCCUUAUUGAGGCAAGAACAAGCCUUUAAAAUGAAGGCAAAUGUUGAGAGUCAAAACUUGAAAAUUUUCAUAAUUUAAUGCUUUUCUGUAAAAGAGGAUACUCCACAUUAUUCUUGAGAAGAACCAGCGUUUCAUCCCUAAACCAUACACUUUAACAAGUCCCGAAGUAUAAAAGGCAAACGUACAAAUGUCUACCACAAGACUAAAGUGUGCUAUGUUAUGUUUUUUACCAUAAGCACCCAUAAAAUGAGCUCCAUUGCAGACAGAAAUGAUGGAAGCAUUUUUGAUGGUCUGGUGGAAGAAGAUGACAAAGAUAAAGCAAAAAGAGUGUCCAGAAACAAGUCUGAAAAGAAACGUCGAGAUCAGUUUAAUGUUCUUAUCAAAGAGCUGGGUUCCAUGCUUCCAGGUAAUGCUCGGAAGAUGGAUAAAUCCACUGUACUACAGAAGAGCAUUGACUUUUUACGGAAGCACAAAGAAAUUACUGCACAAUCAGAUGCCAGUGAGAUUCGACAGGACUGGAAACCAACAUUCCUUAGUAAUGAAGAGUUCACACAGUUAAUGUUAGAGGCUCUUGAUGGUUUUUUUUUAGCAAUUAUGACAGAUGGAAAUAUAAUAUAUGUGUCUGAAAGUGUAACUCCUUUACUUGAACAUUUGCCAUCUGAUCUUGUGGAUCAGAGCGUAUUUAAUUUUAUCCCAGAGGGGGAACAUUCAGAAAUUUAUAAAAUUCUGUCUUCUCAUCUGCUGGAAAGUGAUUCAUUGACACCGGAAUACUUAAAAUCAAAAAAUCAGCUAGAAUUCUGUUGCCAUAUGCUGCGAGGAACAAUAGACCCAAAAGAGCAACCUACAUAUGAAUAUGUAAAAUUUAUAGGAAAUUUCAAGUGUUUGAAUAAUGUUCCCAAUUCAGCACACAAUGGUUUUGAAGGAACUAUUCAGCGGUCGCACCGGCCUUCAUAUGAAGACAAAGUUUGCUUUAUAGCCACAGUUAGAUUAGCUACACCUCAAUUUAUCAAGGAAAUGUGCACUGUUGAAGAACCCAAUGAAGAAUUCACUUCUAGACAUAGCUUAGAAUGGAAGUUCCUAUUCUUGGAUCACAGGGCACCUCCAAUAAUAGGCUAUCUUCCAUUUGAAGUUUUGGGAACAUCAGGCUAUGAUUAUUAUCAUGUGGAUGAUCUAGAUAAUCUGGCAAAAUGUCAUGAGCAUUUAAUGCAAUAUGGGAAAGGGAAGUCGUGUUAUUACAGAUUCCUUACAAAGGGACAGCAAUGGAUUUGGCUGCAAACACAUUACUAUAUCACGUAUCACCAGUGGAAUUCCAGGCCAGAGUUUAUUGUCUGUACGCACACAGUUGUAAGUUAUGCAGAAGUCAGAGCAGAAAGGCGGCGAGAACUUGGUUUUGAGGAGUCUCUUCCAGAGAUAAAAGCAGAUAAGAGUCAAGACUCUGGAUCUGAUAAUCACAUAAACACAGUGAGCCUCAAAGAAGCUCUGGAAAGGUUUGAUACCAGCCCCACACCUUCCGCUUCCUCCAGCAGUUCAAGAAAAUCUUCACAUACUGCAGUAUCAGAUCAUUCGUCGACACCAACUAAGAUGACAGUGGACACUAGCACUCCUCCAAGACAAAGCUUAUCUGCUCAUGAAAAGUCUACACAAAGAAGAUCAUCUCUGAGCAGUCAGUCUUUAAGCUCCCAGUCUCUUGGACAACCAGUAACACAGCCAACGAUGUCUCAGCCUGCUACUUUACAGCUCCAGUCCAGCAUGUCCCAGCCUGUCUUUCAGUUUUCAGCUCAAUUAGGAGCUAUGCAGCACCUAAAAGAUCAGCUGGAGCAGAGAACACGCAUGAUAGAGGCAAAUAUUCAUCGGCAGCAAGAAGAGUUGCGGAAAAUUCAAGAACAGCUUCAGAUUGUCCACGGUCAAGGACUUCAGAUGUUCUUGCAGCAGUCAACUUCUGGACUAAACUUCAGUUCUGUGCAGCUUACAUCUGGAAAUUCUUCAAGUGUUCAGCAACUUGCACCAGCAAACAUGCAAGGUCAGGUUGUUCAAACUAAUCAGACUCAAAGUGGGAUGAACACAGGACAUACAAGUACACCACACAUGAUCCAGCAACAGCCUUUGCAGAGCUCUGCAUCACAGCAUAAUCAACAAAAUGUACUUAGUGGACACGGUCAACAAUCUUCUCUUGCCAGUCAGUCCCAGAACACAGUCUCAACACCUUUGUAUAACACUAUGGUGAUUUCUCAGCCAACAACCGGAAAUGUGGUUCAGGUUCCUUCUAGCUUACCACAGAACAAUAACCAGAAUGCUGCUGCAGUAACUACUUUUACACAAGAUAGACAAAUCAGAUUUUCUCAAGGUCAGCAGCUUGUAACAAAACUUGUCACAGCCCCAGUAGCGUGUGGAGCAGUAAUGGUACCAAGUACCAUGUUUAUGGGACAGGUGGUGACAGCUUAUCCCACUUUUGCUGCCCAACAGCAGCAGCCACAGACUUUGCCAGUAACACAGCAACAGCAGCAGCAGCAGCAGCAGCAAAGUCAGCAAGACCAGCAGCAGCAGCAGCUCACUGCAGUUCAACAACCAGCUCAGCCACAGCUGACCCAGCACCCGCAACAGUUCCUACAGACAUCCAGGUUACUUCACGGGAAUCAGUCAGCUCAGCUUAUCCUCUCUGCUGCUUUCCCACUACAGCAAAGCACUUUUACUCAGUCCCACCACCAGCAGCACCAGUCGCAGCAGCAGCUCUCACGGCACAGAACUGACAAGAUGACGGAUCCUUCCAAAGCGCAGCCACAGUAGCUGGGGGCUCUGCCUCCCCUGGAAGUCAGCUACCAGGAAAGGGCUGCUCCAUAACCACUUGCACUGAAGUUGCAGAGGUAGCAGUACAAAGCCUUUCUAACGCUGCGGUAUUGAGACCUACAGCUAACUUCUGGAAUCUGUUAAGGAAAACCACCAGAUGAUGGCAGGGACGUGGCCAACUUUGAUUGUUGUCCCAGUUUCUGUGCUCUAAAAGGUUUGCUGCCACGUGUCAAUUUGUCCAGGUGAAAUCAAAAAAUGUGACUGAAAUGAGAGGGAUGCUGAAAAUAUUGGUAUUUUUUAUCAGUUCUGUACAUUUUUAAAGUAUUAAAAUGGACACAGAGCAAUUGUUUGAUUUAGCAGAAAAAAUGCCAGGAAUAUAGUCCGACAAACAUCUAAUUUUUUCAGAUGAUUAUGGGACAGUAAAUAUUUUGAAAAUGUUGUGUGAAAUCCAGUUCUCUGUUGUACAGAUGCUGUAAAAUAUUGUGUAUAUGUCUGCAUAAAAGGAGAAAGAGCAAAAUAUUUUAUAUGAUGCAUGAAAUGUAAUCUGUUAUUUGUAGGUUUGAAUAUGUUUCCCUAAAUUUUCACGCCAUACUCAGACUGAUGUUUUCCUUUGUUCUGCCCCUUUGUUUACAACAUGCUGCAUCGUUACUUUCACCCUCAGUGUGGGCACAAGUCUCUCGUUUGUGCUUUGUCUGUGAUGUCACAGUCUGUUCGGUGAGGUAUGGUGUGUUGGUUAGUUGACUUCUCGAGGUUAAAUUAUUGACGAAGCCGUUUGAACUGGUGGUCGUGCAUCAGGGUUCAGGGUGUUCAGAUUCAUGAGUAUCAUCCAUUGUUUCAUACCUAAUUCAUUUUAUUU
Molecule: messenger RNA, 3862 nt
Organism: Meleagris gallopavo (turkey)
Lineage: Eukaryota; Metazoa; Chordata; Aves; Galliformes; Phasianidae
Source: RefSeq, a predicted model, not a curated record